AAGAGUUUUACUUCCGAAUUUUCAUUAUUAGUGAAAUAUUUCUUGAUAUAUUUGGAACAAAGAUUUUUUUCUUUUUUUUAAUAAAGUGAAUAAUUGUGAAAAAAAGGAGGAAGAAGAAAAAAAGGGGAAUUUGAUCGAAAAAGUAUUAAUUUUUCAAAUUUGUGAAAAAUUGUGUUUUUUGUGAGCGUGUGAAAGAAGAGGGAAAAUUAUUUUUCUUGAAAUGAAUAAAUUAGGUUCCUUGGCCGGUGGUUCUUUAUCAUUGACAGGAAAUUCCUGCAACUCUCCAUCAUCUCCAGGAACGACUGUUCGUCCUCAUCUUAGUGCGGCUAAAAGUGUCGACAGCGAGAAAUAUGAAUUGGGAUCCCAUGGUUAUGGAAAGAACAGCGUGAAAUUAUUGCACGUUCGUCGAAGUAAUGAAUAUCAUGAAAUCCGUGAAUAUGAGGUUGACACGCAUUUGCGAUUAAAUACACAGAAGGAUUAUUUAACUGGCGAUAAUCGUGACAUAAUAGCGACGGACAGUCAAAAAAAUACCGUCUACUUGUUGGCGAAAAAAUACGGCGUGAAGUCGCCGGAGGAAUUUGGAUUAUUAAUUUGCGCCCAUUUUCUUGAGACUUAUAAACACGUCGAGGAAGUUAAUGUCAAUGUCGAGGAAUAUCCCUGGACCAGACAUCAAGUCAAUGGCACACUUCACAAUCAUGCAUUUGUCUUGACUCCCAUGGCCACGAGAUAUUGUCAAGUCACUCAACUUAGAAAUGAGGAGCCACGAAUUCGAGGCGGUUUAAAGGGAUUACGUGUUUUGAAGACGACACAAAGUUCGUUCACUGAUUUUAUUCAAGACGAAUAUCGAACAUUGCCGGACGCUAAUGAUAGAAUAUUUAGCACUGAAGUGAUAGCGUCGUGGGAUUUUUCGACAUCGUUAAAUGUUGAUUUUGACAAUGUUUGGUACACCGUUAAGAAUUGUAUUCUCGAGAAUUUCGCCGGCCCACCUAAAACUGGAAUUUACUCGCCGAGCGUUCAAAAUACACUCUAUCGUGCCGAGAAGCACGUGUUAGAUAAAAUUGAUCAGAUUUGCAGUAUCGAAAUGAGAAUGCCAAAUAAACAUUACUUUGAAUUGGAUCUUUCGAAAUUUCCCACAGUCAUUCAGGAUAAAAACAAAGAAGUUUAUUUGCCAGUUGACAAACCGUCGGGAAUAAUUUAUGCACAAUUAAAUAGAAAAGAUGUUAAAUCCAAACUUUAAUAAGUAAAAAAAAAAAAAAAAAAAAAUUAUUAAAAAAGAGAAGAAGAAGACAAAAACCUUUGACAAAGAAAAAUAUAAAAAAUUUAAUAUUUUCUUUGUAAGACAGUAUUUUGUGUAUAUUUUAGAAAAUUCCUUAGGUUAUUUUAUAAAAUUAGAGAAAUUUGUUUUUAAUUUUAAUGAUUUAUGUUUAGAACAGAAAAAAGAGAAGAUUAUAUUUUGAAUAAAUAAAAUUGUAUUCAA
Leptopilina heterotoma is the source of this 1477-nucleotide messenger RNA. Its product is annotated as uricase. The transcript has 5 exons. Gene Ontology annotation, molecular function: urate oxidase activity. The coding region runs from base 221 to 1237 and encodes 338 amino acids. Gene Ontology annotation, biological process: purine nucleobase catabolic process; urate catabolic process. Lineage: Eukaryota; Metazoa; Arthropoda; Insecta; Hymenoptera; Figitidae. The record is from RefSeq and is a predicted model, not a curated record. Gene Ontology annotation, cellular component: peroxisome.